This is a messenger RNA of Cornus florida, 918 nucleotides long. RefSeq lists its product as uncharacterized. The transcript has 3 exons. The record is from RefSeq and is a predicted model, not a curated record. Bases 17 to 781 code for a protein of 254 amino acids. NCBI's taxonomy places the organism in Eukaryota, Viridiplantae, Streptophyta, Magnoliopsida, Cornales, Cornaceae.
AAUUUAUUUGAAAGGUAUGUUGAGCAAAGACUUGUUGAAAGGUCUGUGGGAACAAUUCGCCUUUCUGCUUCUGCUCACAAUGCAACCAGAUAAGCAACAACCAUGGAAGAUCUACAUUCAUGCCAAAGCCAAACACUUCAAUUUCAAGCUGAAGGCCACCACCUCAUUUUUACCCUCUUGCAAGCUCUUUCCUUUCUCCAUCAACAUCAAGCUCCGUCAUUCUCUUCUCAAAGUGAGAUCAAAGCCCCAAGUUUCAUUUUCCGUGAAACGAAAAUCCUUCAAAUCCAAAUUCCUCCGUUUUCUCGGAAAAUUCCAUCCUCGACCCACCAAGGACAAAGCAAUUGCUGCCAAACCCACCUCCAAUCUCGGACACCCACUACCUAAUUCCCCAGAAAAUCGAUCCAAACAGUCUUCUUCUCAGGAAGCCAUAUGUAUAGGUUCAGCAAUCUUUGGAUGCCUUGCUGUUUUGUCCCAAUCAAUUUCUCAGAAGGAUCGGAAGAGAGCCAUUCUAUGCAGUUUGAUCAUCUUGUUCUACCUUGCUUUAGUAUUCAAGAAAUUCAUUACCAGAAGAACAAGGUUCACAUCGGUGAUUUCAAUUGUGGCAAUAUUGAGUUGCAGUAUUGUGGUUUAUUUGAAUGACAUUUCAAAGCUCAGUGAAGCCUAUGUUUUAGAUUGUGUUUGGAAAGCUUGGAACUUUGCUGCCCAGGUAAUCUUCACCAGCUAUUCACAGUAUAUUGGGGCUCACAAAGGGGACAAUUAUAUAGGUUGUUGUAACUUUUAAUUUAGCUCCUUAUUGAAAGCUAUCACUGGUCGUGGUUACAAGUAUUAGUAUUUUGUCAUGUUCAAGCCAUUGGAAUGGCUGAGGUCGAAUGGUUUUGGAGUAAUGUUUCUAGUGGACUAUAUCAUUGAAGUUUGUGA